AUGGACUCUCGCUUGCUUUUCCUUCCUUUCAAUUGGUUGCACCGCCCUAAUAUUUGCUUCUCUUAUGUUACAUUGUGUCCAGUGCUGUAUUUUGUGCAGAUUACUCAUUAUGAUAUAAUGUUUCAUCUGUUCUCAUACAAAUCCUAUUUAGGCACAAGCAAUCACACAUUUGUAGGCCAAUUUGUUCUUCUAGGACUAACAGAUGAUCCAGCAAUUCAGCUUUACCUCUUUGUACUAUUUAUGCUUAUGUAUACUCUUACUAUGGUGGGGAAUAUAGGUAUAAUCAUGUUGUUUGUAAUCACACCCAGCCUUCACAAUCCAAUGUACUUCUUCCUUAGUCACUUGUCAUUUACAGAUCUCUGUUACUCUUCUGUAAUCACCCCAAAAUUAAUGGACAUUCUAAUUAUUGGGAACAAAGCAAUCUCUUACUCUGGCUGUAUGAUUCAGCUUGUUGUAUUUAGUAUAUUUGGAAGCCUGGAGUGCCUGAUACUAGCGGUGAUGGCAUGUGACCGCUGUGCCGCAGUGUGCAAACCAUUGUUUUAUCACCUUAUUAUGACUGAUGCUGUGUGCAGAAGAUUAAUAGCUGGGUGUUACACUAGUGCCAUUUCGUGUUCCCUCUUAAAUGCUUCAUAUGCUUUACAAUUAAACUUCUGCAGCACUAAAAAUAUCCACCAUUUUUAUUGCGACUAUCCUCCUUUGUUAAAACUUGCCUGCUCUGAUACUUCAGGGAAUCAGAUAGUACUUCUAGCUUCAGUGUCAUGCGUCAGUGGCUUAUCUGUGCUCACCAUACUUCUCUCCUAUGGAUAUAUUGUAUAUACUGUCCUAAGGAUUAAAUCAACAGAUGGAAGGAGCAAAGUUUUUUAUACUUGUUCAUCACAUCUAACAGUUGUUUCUGUUUUUUAUGGAACUAUUUUAUUUAUGUACCUCCGACCUGGCGCAAAAUAUUUUUCGGAUCAAGACAAAGUAGCUGCUGUGUUUUACACAGUAGUUAUACCUAUAUUAAACCCUAUUAUCUACAGUUUGCGGAGCAGGGAGCUGCAAAGUGCUUUUCACAAGUUUUUAGGAGGAAUUAAUCUAACUUUCUAA
Molecule: messenger RNA, 1086 nt
Organism: Bombina bombina (fire-bellied toad)
Lineage: Eukaryota; Metazoa; Chordata; Amphibia; Anura; Bombinatoridae
Product: olfactory receptor 1019-like
Exons: 1
Coding region: 1-1086 (361 amino acids)
Biological process (GO): sensory perception of smell; G protein-coupled receptor signaling pathway
Cellular component (GO): membrane
Molecular function (GO): G protein-coupled receptor activity; olfactory receptor activity; odorant binding
Source: RefSeq, a predicted model, not a curated record